Molecule: messenger RNA, 3555 nt
Organism: Canis lupus familiaris (dog)
Lineage: Eukaryota; Metazoa; Chordata; Mammalia; Carnivora; Canidae
Gene: PNPLA1
Product: patatin like phospholipase domain containing 1
Biological process (GO): lipid homeostasis; triglyceride catabolic process
Cellular component (GO): membrane; cytoplasm; lipid droplet
Molecular function (GO): triacylglycerol lipase activity
Source: RefSeq, marked validated
GAAGGGUUUUGCAACUCUGUGUGUGAAGCCUCCUGGGCUGAGGGCUGAGCAGCGCUGCCUCUUUGGGGUGGCCCCAGUGGCGGCUGCCAACGCUGCUAGGUUUACGCAGCCUCCUGGGCCAAGGGCUGAGGAGCCUGUGCCAGAGAUGAAUCUAGCCACGCAAUGACGCCAGGGGGGACUCGCAGACCCGAGACGCUGCUCAUACAUUCAGGGUGCCUUCUGCACCUUGACCUGGGCCUGAGGCCUUUGAUCAGCAUUUGGGACUGCCUCCUGGAGGAGCUGGAUGGGCCCAGGCAGUGGCUGCUGAGCCGUCCGUGGGUGUCCCAGCCGACCCAGGAGAGACGGCCCCUUUCCAGGUGCCGGGCUAGCAGGAGAGUGCGGCCCUGACUUGCAGCAGGAGCGCAGCCCAGGAGGCAAGCCUUGCCCAGGGGCCAAGGAGAUGGAAGAGCAGGUGUUCAAGGGGGACCCAGACACUCCCCAUUCCAUCUCCUUCUCCGGCAGUGGAUUUCUCUCCUUCUACCAGGCCGGGGCUGUGGAUGCCCUUCGAGACUUGGCCCCCCGGAUGCUGGAAACGGCCCACCGCUUUGCUGGGACAUCAGCAGGUGCAGUGGUGGCGGCUCUGGUCAUCUGUGGGAUUGAAAUGGAUGAGUACCUGAGAGUCCUCAAUGUAGGUGUGGCUGAGGUGAAGAAAUCCUUCCUGGGGCCCUUGUCGCCAUCGUGCAAGAUGGUGCAGCUGAUGCGGCAGUUUCUGUAUAGGGUCCUGCCCGAGGACUCCUACAAGGUCGCCACAGGGAAGCUCCACGUGUCCCUCACUCGGCUCACGGACGGAGAGAGUGUCGUGGUUUCAGAGUAUACAUCCAAGGAAGAGCUCAUCGAGGCACUGUACUGCAGCUGCUUUGUCCCCGUGUACUGUGGACUCAUCCCCCCAACUUACCGUGGUGUGCGCUACAUUGACGGGGGCUUCACGGGCAUGCAGCCCUGCUCCUUCUGGACCGACUCCAUUACCAUCUCCACCUUCAGCGGGCAGCAAGACAUCUGUCCCCGGGACUGCCCCGCCAUCUUCCACGACUUCCGCAUGUUCAACUGCUCCUUCCAGUUCUCCCUGGAAAACAUCGCCAGGAUGACCCAUGCCCUGUUCCCGCCAGACCUAUUGAUCCUGCACAACUACUACUACCGAGGGUAUGAAGAUGCUGUUUCAUACUUGAGGCGGCUGAAUGCUGCUUACAUCAAUUCUCCCUCCAAGAGAGUGAUGUUCCCCCGUGUAGAAGUGUACUGCAAUAUAGAACUUGCCCUUGGCAACGAGUGCCACGAAUGCAGUCAGUCAAGCCUCCAAACACAGCAGCAAGAAUCCAUACAACUUCACACACAGAGGGCUCCUGAAGGAGAAGGAAAGGGCAGCCACGGUUCACUUCCGUCCUCACCUGUGCAGACACCCGGAGCCACAUGUGAGUGGCCUGUAGAGUCACCUGUUUCACCACCUGUCCCUUCACUUGAGCAGUCACCUGCAACUCCACUGGCUUCAUCACCAUCACAUUCUGCAGCUGACCUGCCCCCUGCUUCGCUCCCAGCUGUACCCUUACCACUCAGCUCAACACUUGAGCUGUCACGUGUAUCACCACAGCAGCAGGUACAAACUACUGGAUCGCCACCAAGAUCCCCACCUUCCCAGUCAUCUCUGUCACACAGGCCACCCUUGGGGCCUUCAUCUGUAGGGGCAUCUCAAACACUGCCCCAACGUUCUUCUUCAGCAUCACCUGCACAGCCACCUGUGGAGGAACUAGGCCCAGAACAGUCCCAAGCUCCCCUUGCCUCUUCAAAGCCAGAAGGUACGACACCUUUGGUUAAUGUGAAGGAAGCCACCAGCAAGCCUCAUGCAAUGGGAAACCCUACUGAAGACUCCAGUUGGAUGAGCAAGGUGUUCAAGAAGAACAAACAAAAGACAAGUAGCACCAGAAAAGGCUUCCCAAGACAUCCACGAUCCAAAAAAACAGGCGGCAAAGUGCAGUCUGCUCCCUGUCCCCUCGACUUCACUCUGCUCUCCACUUCCGAGACAGUUUGGGUCACCUACAGGCCUCAUCCCAGCCAGAUCCAGGAACACAGCUGUCCUGAGGAAGCUGUGAACCAAGAGAGAACUUGAGCUGGAAUGAAAGAGAACCUGUUGACCGCAAGGUAGAGCCUUCUCCCCAAGGCUCUCAGACACAUUCUCUUCACCUAGGCCUUUUGGGGAUCAGAUGUCACCCACGACCAAGCCUGUUCAUGCAGAGGGUCCUGCUUCUCCUGGUCAAGCAACUCCUUGUCUGAACAAUCUCUCAGCUUCUCUGCGGUCCUCCAGCCCUUCCACUACUCUGCUCUGGACAGAUAGAUGGACACCAACAUGGAUAGGCUCUGAAGAGCCCACAGCACAUCCUGCUCCCAUCUGGCUGGGCUCUGGGCCUUCCUCCCAGCCCAGCCUGAGUUUGCUUCUUCGAGAUGGACCACAUCAAUUCUGGCCCACCCGGGAUCUAGUCUACAGGGCCAAGCUCUUGGGGGUUGAGCAAGACUGAGCAUGGAUGCACUUUCCUCUUUCCUGUGGUGUCAAGAGACUGAGCUCUUUGGUUUUGUCUUGUUUUUCAUUCUCAAGUGUACCAAAGGCUUGAUUUGGAACCACUGGACUCGGCCUCAGCUGCUCAGUGGAAUCACUUGUGGAGCGGAUCUGGCGUGAGGUCUUUAAGAGGGCUUGUGCAGCACGGCCAUGUUGAGCAGGCCGCCCUGGGCUUCCCUGAGCCUGGUGUGGCUGUGGAGGAAAUGGGAGGCCAAAUGCCCCUUCCCUUCCCAUCCCCAGAAGGGCGGCACGAGGACAGACUCUGCUGUUCACACCUCAGUGAAGACAUCCCAUGACAAAGAUACUCUCAGCCUCAGUUUUUCCAGCCUGUCCCCCCCAAAAUUAGCCCCACUUCUUGCUGGAGCAUGGGUAGCUUCCAGCCCCCAGCCAGGCCCCAUAAGGAAACCCAGGCUGCCCACAGGCCUCAGAUGUAUUUGCUUAGCAAAUUCCAGACGACUGAGUGGAAAACAGCUUUGAACUUGGUUGGAACCCCUGGAGGAAGCAUGCAAAUGUUAGCCAUGGAGGGUGGAGGGCUGUGGCAAGGGGGCCUGGUGGAGCCUAGUCUAAUGGGGCCAUGUCCCGGAGCAGGAGUCCACACAGGCAGCCUUAAGAAAGUUCUUCCAGGAAGAACCUAACUGAUGUGGGAAACAAAGGAAAAAGAAAAAAUUAAAUGUCCUUGCUGCCUACAGCCCAUUGACAAGGCCUUGAAACAGGCAGAGUGACUUUCCUCUGGGAGCUCAGCUGCCUCCGUGUUGACACUCUCCUAAGGGCAAUGUUACUCCGACCCCCCAGGAUUUCCUUUAAACCUACUUUUACAUAUAAAACUCCCUUUGGAAACUUCCUCUAUCUCUAACCCCCCCUCAUGAUACAUGUUAGCAACCAUCCUCCAGGCACAUGGUCCACUGAUCUACAUCUGAAGGGGCUCUUGAUGGAGUUUUUACUAAACGAUAAUAAAUGACCUUUUCCUAACAAUA